UACCUCGCCCAGCACUGUCCCUCCGCGCGCGGCUAUUCGGCCGGCGGCGGCGCAUCGCGGGGCCUACGUUGGCCGGGGGGCCGGAUCCAGGCCGGGCCUGACGGGGGCUGGGAUGCCUCUAUUCUUCUCCUUGUUGUUGGCUUUCUUGUUGGUUGCGCUCAGCGCCCUCUUCCUAGGCCGGUGGCUUGUGGUCAGGUUGGCCACCAAGUGGUGUCAGCUAAAGCUGCAGGCGGAACUAAAAAUUGGCUCCUUUUUUUGGAUCCAGAAUGUUAGUCUUAAAUUUCAACAGCAUCAGCAAACAGUGGAAAUUGAUAGCCUGUGGAUUUCCAGCAAACUCCUUAGCCAUGAUCUACUACGUUAUGUGGCUUUGUGCUUUGGAGAAGUGUGUAUCAGAACGGACCUACAGAAGGUUUCUGGCCUGUUUGCCCCAUUCUCCCAGAGCACUGGGGUGCAUCAGAAGGAGCUGUCCUUCAGCCCAUUCUUAUUGAAGAUUUUCUGCCAGCUAUUCUCCAUUCAUGUAGAUUCCAUAAACAUCAUGGUUCUCAAGGUGGCUACUUCUGAGUCUUUGUGGCAUAUUCAGAUCAGAGAAAGCAGCUUUCUUUUGGAUAGUGAUGGGAAAAGGCUAAAAUGUGAGGUGAGCCUAAGUCAGAUCAACAGCAAAGUUCUAAAGAGUGGCCAGCUGGAGGACACCUGCCUGGCAGAGCUCUCACUGGCCCUAAAGCUGUGUCUAGAAGUGGGCAUCAGCGGUCGGCAGCUGAAGGCAGUCACUGUGGAUGUAUGGACACUCCAUGCUGAACUGCAUGAGGGCCUCUUCCAUAGUCAGCUGCUGCGCCAGGGCCCAAGCCUGGCACCCAAGUCUGUUCCUUGUUCAGAGGUGACAGAGAACUUGGCUGAGCCAACUCUGCCUGGCCUGUACCUCCUUCAGCAGCUGCCAGACCAAGUCAAGGUGAAGAUGGAGAUCACAAGUGUGGUGCUGUCCAUGAAUAGUCAAAAGAGGUACCUGAAUGGGACACUGAAGCUGCUGCAUUUCCUGUACCACCGUGAUGAGGAUAAGCUGCCCCUUCGAGGCUUCACAGCAAACUCUGAUAUGGCACAGAUGAGCACUGAACUCCUACUGAAAGACGGGUUGCUGCUAUCUCAGAGCCGCCAGCGCAUUGUCUGCCUCAGCUCCCUCAAGGCCAGUGUGCAGGUGACGACGAUUGACCUCUCGGCCUCCCUGGUUCUAAACACUUGUAUUAUUCAUUACCGGCACCAGGAAUUCUCUCACUGGCUGCACAUGCUUGCCCUGGAGGCACGAGGAUCUAGUUCAUCUCUUAAGCAAAGAAAAAAAAGAAUCUUCCCCCAAAUCCUUGCUCCUGUCAUCUUUAGCACCUCAAUCUCCAAUGUCAACAUUUCCAUUCAGCUUGGAGACACACCGCCUUUUGCCUUGGGAUUCAAUUCCAUCUCUCUGGAUUACCAGCACUUGAGGCCACAGAGUAUCCAUCAGCGGGGUGUCCUGUCUGUGGACCACCUCUGCUGGCGGGUGGGUAGUGAUUCCCACAUUCAGCGAGCAUCCCACCCACCCAAUAUGCAUGUUUGGGGUGAGGCGCUUGUCCUGGACUCGUUCACACUACAGGGUAGCUAUAACCAGCCACUGGGACUGUCCAACACCCAGUCAGAUACCCUCUUUCUUGAUUGUACCAUCCGAGGACUGCAGGUAGAAACAUCAGAUACCUGUGCCCAGUGUCUGUCUCGGAUCUUGUCCUUAAUGGGCCCACAGUCUGGAAAGUCAGCUGUCUCUAAGGCAUCUUCCUUUGGAGAAUGUGUGUCAUUACUGUGGAAGGUGGACUUGAAGGUGGAGGACAUGAACUUAUUCACCCUUUCUGCCCUGGUUGGUGCCUCCGAGGUUCGACUGGACACACUGACUGUCCUGGGAAGUGCUGAAACCUCCAUUGUGGGUAUCCAAGGACUUGUUCUUGCACUGGUGAAGUCGGUCACUGAGAAGAUGCAGCCCUGUUGCAAAGCUCCGGACAUCCCUGUGCCAGUGUUCAGUCUCUGCAUGCUUUCCAUCACCUAUCAUAGCAGCAUCCACUCUUUAGAGGUUCAGUGUGGAGCAGGGCUGACCUUACUCUGGAGUCCCCCAGAUCACAUGUAUCUGUACCAGCACAUCCUGGCCACCCUGCAGUGCCAAGACCUACUAAAAUCCACUCUUUUUCCCAAGACUGUGCCAUUCCUUGCACUAGACACCCCAGGGGUUGCUGCUGAGCCAGAAGACCAUCCCCCUGAGCAGUAUUCCCCAAAGCGGCUGCUAAACCUGACACUAGAGGUGAGCACAGCCAAGUUGACAGCUUUUGUUGCUGAGGACAAGUUCAUUACCCUGGCUUCAGAGAGUGUGUCGUUGAGCUGGCAUGGGUGUUCGCUGCAGGCUUAUUGCCCAGAGCUGGCUGCUGGCUUUGAUGGCAAUAACAUCUUCAACUUCAAGGAAGUGGAGGUACAGCUGCUGCCUGAGCUGGAGGAGAUGAUCCUUCACCGGAACCCCUUCCCUAUGCUACAGACCCUCCGGAACCGUGUUUGGCUCCUCUACCUGGGCUCAGUCUCAGUGGAGUUUCCUUAUCAGUAUGAUUUCUCUCAAACUCUGGAUGAGGCCAUGGGAGUUCAGAAAUGGCUGAAGGGGCUGCAUCGAGGAACUCAUGUUCAGGCCUCCCCAAGCUGUGCCCCACUCCCUCCUGAUCUACUCCUGAAGGUUCAGCAUUUCUCAUGGGUUUUUCUGGAUGACAUUUUUGAAGUGAAGCUUCGUGAUAACUAUGAACUGAUGAAGGAUGAAAGUAAGGAGAGUGCCAAAAGGCUGCAGUUGCUGGAUGCCAAAGUGGCUGCCCUUCGGAAGCAGCAUGGGGAGUUACUGCCAGCCCGCAAAAUUGAGGAACUCUAUGCUUCUUUGGAGCAUAAAAAUAUUGAAAUUUACAUCCAGCGCUCCCGUCGUCUCUAUGGCAACACACCCAUGCGCCGGGCACUGCUCACUUGGAGCCUGGCAGGGCUAGAGCUUGUGGCUCUGGCAGAUGCCUCCUUCCAUGGGCCUGAGCGUGUGGUAGAGCAAGUUAGAGAGCUUGAUCCAGGCAGCCCUUUUCCUGCCGAGGGAGUAGAUCUUGUCAUUCAGUGGUGUCGUAUGCUCAAGUGCAGUGUCAAGACUUUUCUGGUUCGGAUAAGAGACUAUCCCCGGUACCUGUUUGAGAUCCAUGACUGGCGGCUGAUUGGUCGACUUGUGGGCACUGAGCAGAGUGGUCAGCCUUGCUCCCGCCGGCGUCAAAUCCUGCACUUGGGGCUUCCAUGGGGUAACAUGGCAGUGGAGAGGAACAUGCUCCCACUCAAGUUCUACCAUGACUUCCGCUCGGAGAUCUUCCAGUACACAGUGGUGUGGGGCCCAUGCUGGGAUCCAGCCUGGACACUGAUAAGCCAAUCUGUGGACCUCUUGACCAAGCCCUCAGCUGACCCCAGCCCACCCUUGCCCUGGUGGGACAAAAGCCGUCUUCUGUUCCAUGGGGACUGGCACAUGGACAUUGAACAGGCAAAUCUGCACCAGCUGGCUACUGAGGAUCCAUACAACACAACUGAAAAUAUGCACUGGGAGUGGAACCACCUGUCUUUUCAUUGGAAACCUGGUCAGUUUGUGUUCAAGGGUGACUUGGAUGUCAACGUGAGAACAGCCUCUAAGUAUGACGACUGCUGCUUCCUUCAUCUUCCUGACCUCUGCAUGACACUGGACCUGCAGUGGCUAUGCCACGGAAACCCCCGGGAUCACUAUGGUGUCACUCUGCGGGCCCCAGAAUUCCUGCCUGAAGUGCCCUUAGGCCAGCUGUACGACUCCUACCGGGCCUUUCGCUCUGAGAAUCUCAAUCUUUCCAUCAAGAUGGAUCUGACUUGGCACAGUGGGACAAUGUCCCAGCCCCGAAUUCUGCUAUAUAGUAGUACCCUGCGCUGGAUGCAGAACUUCUGGGCAACUUGGACUAGUGUCACAAGGCCCAUCUGCAGGGGAAAGCUCUUCAAUAACCUGAAACCCAGCAAGAAGAAACUUGGUCAGCACUACAAACAGCUUUCCUACACUGCACUGUUUCCCCAGCUGCAGGUGCAUUAUUGGGCCUCUUUUGCCCAACAACGGGGCAUCCAAAUUGAGUGUAGUCAGGGCCACAUCUUCACUCGGGGAACUCAGCGGCUUAUACCUCAAGUGGGCACCGUGAUGCGGCGCCUCAUCUCUGACUGGAGUGUGAUGCAGAUGGUUAGUGACCUGAGUCAGGUGACUGUUCACCUGAUGGCCUCGCCCACUGAAGAGAAUGCUGACCACUGCCUUGAUCCCAUGGUGACAAAGACACACCUCCUGAGCCUGUCAUCCCUCACCUACCAGCGACAUAGCACUCGUGCUGCUGAGGAGGAUAUGUCUACUCGAGUUGGGGAUCCUGCCUUUUACACACACCAGCUGCACCUUGUAGAUUUACGGGCUUCAUGGACAACCACCAAUCGAGACAUUGCCUUUGGUUUAUAUGAUGGCUACAAAAAGGCAGCUGUACUCAAACGUAAUCUCUCUACUGAGGCCCUGAAGGGGUUAAAGAUUGAUCCCCAUAUGCCAGCCAAAAAGCCAAAGCAGAGUGUCCUGACCAGUGCCCCGGCCCCACCUCCUGCCAACACUCCCAGCUUUAGUGGACAGCCUGAUAAGGGGUCAUCAGGAGGUGUCUACAUGUUGCAGAAGCUGAUUGAAGAAACAGAUAGGUUUGUGGUGUUCACAGAAGAGGAGUCAGGUGUGAGUGAUCAGUUGUGUGGCAUUGCUGCCUGCCAGACGGAUGACAUAUAUAACCGAAACUGCCUUAUUGAGCUAGUCAACUGCCAGAUGGUUCUUCGUGGAGCAGAGACAGAAGGCUGUGUCAUUGUGUCAGCUGCAAAAGCCCAGCUGCUGCAGUGCCAACAUCAUCCAGCCUGGUAUGGUGAUACUUUGAAGCAGAAGACAUCCUGGACUUGUUUACUGGAUGGAAUGCAGUACUUCGCCACCACUGAAAGCAGCCCCACCGAGCAGGAUGGCCGACAGCUCUGGUUAGAGGUAAAGAAUAUCAAGGAACACCGGCAGCGUAGUCUGGACUCAGUGCAGGAGCUGAUGGAGAGCGGGCAGGCAGUAGGAGGCAUGGUCACCACCACCACAGAUUGGAACCAGCCAGCCGAGGCACAACAAGCCCAACAAGUCCAGCGGACUAUUUCACGCUGCAGCUGCCGGAUGUACUAUAUUAGUUACAGCCAUGACAUUGAUCCUGAGCUGGCAACUCAGAUUAAGCCACCUGAGGUUCAUGAGAACCAGGAAAAGGAAGAUCUCCUAAAGAAGCAGGAAGGGGCUGUGGAUACCUUCACCCUCAUUCAUCAUGAGCUAGAAAUCUCCACCAACCCAGCUCAGUAUGCCAUGAUCCUGGAUAUCGUCAACAACCUGCUGCUCCAUGUAGAACCCAAGCGGAAGGAACAUAGUGAGAAGAAGCAGCGGGUCAGAUUCCAGCUUGAGAUCUCUAGCAAUCCUGAGGAGCAGCGCAGCAGUAUAUUACAUCUGCAGGAGGCUGUGCGGCAGCAUGUGGCCCAGAUACGGCAGCUGGAAAAGCAGAUGUAUUCUAUCAUGAAGUCUUUGCAGGAUGACAGCAAGAAUGAGAACCUGCUUGACCUGAAUCAAAAACUUCAGUUGCAGCUACACCAAGAGAAGGCCAACCUACAGCUGGAAAGUGAAGAGCUUAAUAUCCUCAUCAGGUGUUUUAAGGAUUUCCAGUUGCAGCAAGCCAACAAGAUGGAGCUGCGAAAGCAGCAAGAAGAUGUGAGUGUGGUCCGUCACACUGAGUUCUAUUUUGCUCAGGCACGGUGGCGCUUGACAGAGGAAGAUGGACAGCUCGGAAUUGCUGAGCUGGAGCUGCAGCGGUUCCUUUACAGCAAGGUGAAUAAGUCUGAUGACACAGCAGAGCAUCUCCUAGAGCUGGGCUGGUUCACUAUGAACAACCUCCUCCCCAAUGCUGUCUAUAAGGUAGUCUUGCGGCCCCAGAGCUCCUGCCAGUCUGGGAGACAACUAGCCCUCCGCCUCUUCAGCAAAGUCCGGCCCCCUGUUGGGGGUAUUUCUGUUAAGGAGCACUUUGAGGUAAAUGUGGUGCCUCUCACCAUCCAGCUGACACACCAGUUCUUCCAUAGAAUAAUGGGCUUUUUCUUUCCUGGCCGAAGUGUGGAAGAUGAUGAGGUUGGUGAUGAAGAAGAUAAGUCCAAACUGGUGACUACUGGAAUACCAGUGGUUAAGCCUCGGCAGCUGAUUGCAGCAGAUGAUGCUGCACCCUUGGGCCCUGGGAAGGGUGUGGCACAGGGCUUGAAUCGGAGUUCUGGGGUCAGAAGAUCAUUUCGCAAAGCACCCGAGCACCCUGUGGAUGAUAUUGACAAGAUGAAAGAGAGAGCUGCCAUGAACAACUCCUUCAUCUACAUAAAGAUUCCACAGGUUCCACUGUGCUUCAGCUACAAGGGUGAGAAGAACAGUGUGGAUUGGGGUGACCUUAACUUGGUGUUGCCCUGUCUGGAGUACCACAACAACACAUGGACAUGGCUAGACUUUGCAAUGGCUGUCAAAAGAGACAGCCGCAAAGCCCUGGUUGCCCAGGUAAUCAAAGAGAAGCUAAGGCUGAAGCCUGCAACAGGGUCUGAGGUCCGGGGAAAGCUAGACACUAAAUCAGACCUCAACAUGCAACAGCAGGAAGAGGAGGAGAAAGCCCGACUCCUCAUCGGCUUAAGUGUGGGCAACAAGAACCCUGGCAAGAAGUCCAUCUUUGGCAGGCGCAAAUGAUGCGGCAAUCCACGAGUGGCUGCAGUACAGGAUCUGACUGGCUCAGGCCCCAGGGACUGUGGGGUGGGAGGUGCUUCCGUUCAUCCCAUCAGGAUCUGUGAGGGUCAGGAGCCCAAAGGAUACUGUGGAGAGAGGCAGUGUUCUUUAUCGGCUGGCCUCUUCCAAGCAGAACUUGGUGGAUAAUAAUUCUGAGCUCUACCUCACACUGAUCAGCAGGCCCAGGGCCAGAGAGGCAUUAAGAGAGCAAGACCCAGGAAAUGGGCCUAGGGCUAGUACCUGGUUCCCUUGGGGUCAACGGAAAAGGUGGGAGGACAGUUCUGAUCAAGUGUGAUGAAUUUUUAUAAAUAGACAUAUAUAUAUACAUAUAUAAAUAUAUAUUUCUAAAUGUAACUGCUCUUUCUCUGUGCCAGAAAGUUGAGGGGAAGGACUGAUUUGUACCCCCAUUCCAUUGCCUUGUACGGAAGAGUUACUAAGGUUCUAGGGGGAAUCAGCCUCUCCCCAGUCUGUGCCAAGCUCACUUGGGAGGAUGGCAAUAGGAACCAGGGCUAGCCAUGGAUUCCCCUUGGGAUAUGCCCUAGAGAAUGGUAAGAAAAUGAUUUAAAGAAAAAAUAUAUAUUUUAAAUUUGCUUUUUUUUUUUUAAUUGUGUCAAGUGCAUGGGUUCAACCUGUGUCCUUCCCUCCCUAUCAACACCUAAGAUACAUCCUUUAGUUGCCACUCUAAUGAAGGUGGCCUCUUCCCUCCUGCCUGAAGCUGUAUCACAGGUACUUCCCAGCUCUGGUGUGACACUGGCUCCAUGCUGAUAGGUCUCUGCUCAUUUCAGUUCUGGAUAAAAGCCUAUUAUUAACCAAGGCCUAGAGGAUUUGGGGAUAAAAAUGAGGUUUGGUUGCAUGCUUGCAUCUCUAGUCAUGAACAACAAGGAAGAGGCGGGGCCUGUAUAAUGCAGCAUCAGGAAGGAACUGCUUAUGUAACUGGGACAGCAGAUGUAGCAGAAGGGGAGAGGAGGCAGAGGCUGGGGAUGGGAGCACUGAGCUGUCGGCAGGGACAACACACCCAGGUGUCUGCUCCUCAUGAGGUGGGGUGUGGGGUCUGGCACCUGUUCAGGGGAGGUGAAGGAAGCGUGAGCUUGAAGCCCAGGAAGUGGAGCAUGUUAGUGAUGCCCUCCGGGGAGGGUGGGGUAGAGAGACUAUACCAUGAAAGUAUCUCAGCCCCAUACCAAAAGGCACAGGCGGAAUCUCCAAUGCUACAUGGGGAAAAUGUCCAAAUACUGCUUUCCUAGAGGAAUUGUAUCCAGAAAAUCUAGGCUUUGUCCCAAAACAAGGAUAGUGGCAGUUUUGCUUGGUACUCAAAAAUGUAUGUCUCCGGGGUGGCAUUUGAGAGAGGCUUGCUAAGAUGGACAGAACCUGAAAUGACUCAGGACAAAGUUUAGAGUGGCUCCCUUGGUUCUCAGCAGGGUGGUAACAUCCCAGGCCCCUGGUUCUGAGGCUGGAAGAGCCUCUGGUCAGGUCUGGGAGAGCAGUGGGGACUGCGGGGGUGUCCAUGCCUGUGCCUGGAGCCAGCCCCACUACUCGUGAAGAAGCCUCUGUCGGAGUGGCCAGUGCCUCAGUUCAUCAACCUCUUUCUGCCGGAGUUUCCACCUAGGCCUCUUGGGCAUCAGCAGCUGAAGGUAGGUCAAUGGAAUCCCGGGAAGUAGUCUGUCUUGGGGAGAAACCAGAAAGGACCAGAGCCUCAAGUGCCUUGUUCAUUUCUUUGUACAGAUUUUAGGGCUUGUGGCUAAAGGCUCCUUUGGAACUGUCCUCAAGGUGCUAGAUUGUGGUCAGAAAGCAGUAUUUGCAGUGAAGGUAGGGACCUAGGUACUCUUCGGCAUUAUUCUCUAGUCCCUAGCUCCAGUUGUGGUUCCACAGAUAACUAUGCAUUGUUUAUGCAUUGGUUGGGAGGCAUAAACAUUAACACUACUCCCCUUUAGGAGUCAUCACCCCUCUCCUUUUAUAGGUGAUGCCCAAGGUAAAGGUCCUACAGAGGGACACCCUGAGGCCGUGCAAAGAGGAAAUUAACAUCCAGGUACAGAGAGAGCCCUAGAGAGGAUUCUAGGAAGAACUGAAGCACAGGUGGAGAAAGCACCUUUCUUGUCCAGCUGUCCUGCUCCUUCCCCUCCCUCUGCUUCAGCCAAAGUAGAUCCUAGGAAAAAUAGUUAUUCUAGGCCUGCCACGGAAAUAAUCCAGCAUGUCCCAUUAUGUUCCUUACUAUUAUGCUGGUUCCAAAAUUAUGAGGCAGGCAGUCUCAGUCAUAAGUGAUUGACCUGAACUGAGAUGUGGGGCAGCUGCUCCCUUUCUGCAUAACUGGGUAAAUCCUGAGUUCUUGGCUGCCUUGGUCCUCAGUGAUCCUGUUCUUCCCUGACUUCCUGUUUUCUUCAUCCCUAGUGACGGAUCAACCAUCCUUUUGUACACAGUCUGGGGGACAGGUGGCAGGGAAAACGGCACCUCUUCAUUAGUGAGUGGCCUCUUCUCAUUCCCAAACGUCCUUCCACGUGGUACUCCCCACCUGAGAUUACCCAUUCCUGUGGCCUAUUCUGCCUUUGCUCUGUUGCAUUUCUCAUAGCACUUCUCUCUCCCAGAGGAAGAGGGACUAGCAGGUGGCAGCAGUUUGGGCAGGAGGCCUACAAUGCCUUGAGCCCAGGCACUACUGCCUAGAGUACUGAUGCUUUGCAGUGCGCAGCUACUGCAGUGCAGAUCUGCAGUCCCUGUGGUCCACUGUUGGCUGUUUUGCUGAGGCUUCCGUCCGCCUCUUUGCUGCUGAGCUGGUCCUGGUGCUGUGUAAGUGAAACAGGCAAUGGAAAUGAGGGAAGAAUCAAGGUGGGUCAGACAGAAGAGAAUUAGAGAAUUGAUACUAACUCUGGAGGUCAAAGGUCAGGGACAGGGAGGGGCCUACCAGGGAAACUGGAAAGGACAAGAGAGCUUCAGCAUACCUCAUGCUUGCUGUCAUCCACAGGCUAUCUCCAUGACUUGGGCAUCAUCCAUCGAGAUGUGAAGGUAGAGUUAAAUGCUUUUUGUCUGCAGAAGGGCCUCAGCGAGAAGCUCCAACAGGUCCAAGAAGGGAGUGGGGACUAAAGAGUUGACUUUGGGCUCCUCAUGGGUGCUAAGGAUUUGGGCAAGGGCUCUCCAAGUAUGGAUCUGAUUGUUGAGUAGGGCAUCUUCUUCAACUGGUGGAUAUACAUGAUGAAAAAGGGUUGAAAGAAAGAGGACGAGUAGUACCUUCUCAACUUAAUUUUUCAGAUGGAGAAUAUCCUUCUGGAUGAACGAGGUAAGUCCUUUUCUUUUCCUAGUCCCAGAGUGAAAGGAACCUCAGUUUGGGGUGGCUGAUGAGGGGGGAACGGAGUGCUGCUGUAGCCUUAUCUUUCAUAGGCUACCUGAAACUGACAGACUUUGGUCUGUCCUGCUACCUGCCCCAGGGAGCUCAAGCCUAUACUAUCUGUGGGUACUCUUCAGUACAUGGGUGAGAGAGUUGCUCAAGUUGCUGGGUAAACGCUGGGCAAGAGGAUAGCCAACAGAUGUCAAUGACAAGUAUCUUUCAAAUCUGUAGCCCCAGAGGUCCUGAGUGGAGGGCCUUACAACCAUACUGCUGACUGGUGGUCCCUGGGUGUCUUGCUCUUUUCUUUAGCAACUGGAAAGGUGAGAGAAUGGUAGUGAUGUUGGGCAGAGGAGAGCUUUGUCCUGUGCUGGGAAGAAGAAAGACCUUAGGUAAUCUUGCCUUAUUCCUACUAAGCAAUGACACGCCCCCCCCUUCCAUUCACUCAGUUCCCAGUGGCUGCAGAGAGAAAUCACGUAGCCAUGUUGGCAAGUGUGACCCACUAUGACUCUGAGAUGCCAGCUUCUCUUAACCAGGGCCUCUCUCGCCUGCUUCAUGAGGUGUGGCCUUUGACCCAGAGCUCCUACAGAAGCAGCCAGUGAACUUUGUCAUGGAGACACGAGCUACCCAGCCCAGUCCAUUGGAAUCCAUGCUCUUCAAGGACUUCGACUGUAACCUGGAGUCCUACCUGGGCCACCCUGGCCUUGCUUGAGCCACUCUACUGUAGGAAUCUGAGGAUCUCUUCCACUGCCAACCCAGUAUGACUACCUUGAUGAUGCAGUUUGUUAUUACUUUGUAGCCUGUUACCAUUGAAAGAAUGUAUCCUUAAUCCUUUUGGCUAUCUCAUUUGUUUCUCUUUAGACAGCUUUUUAGCUUUAUUAUAUUUUUUUUUAGAGUUAUAGUGACCAAAAGUGUACAUUGGAUAAAACCCCUGAAUACUAGAAAAGUUAAUGGUUUCUAAAAUAGUAGUUGUGCAUGAUUAGAUAGGAAUAAUGGUGGAGCAGAAAAUAGGAGCCUGGCUCCCUGACACAUGAACCAUAAAACUAGCACUCAACUACAGAACUUCACCAGGUUAUUACAAGAGAAAUCAACAAACAUUCUCAUUUAACCCACUGCUGUGUUGGGUCUCUACUGCAGCAGCUGAACCUACAACCUGAUAAAGGAAUGAAUAUGUGUAUUAGUUAGCUAUUGCCACAGUAAUGUUAUAUAAGAAACCAUCCCAAAUGCAGUGGGUUGGAAUAUCAAUUCUCACCAGACUACAAGUUGCCUAGCAUAGCUAAAUGCUAAUGCUCUUCUGGCUGGGUCAGCUCUGCUUCUCCCUGUUGUUCCACAGAUCAGCCAGGGCAGCUUUUGCCACGUGUGUUUGUUAUGGGACCCAGGCCAGAGGGGCAGCAGCUACCCAAGAAAAGCAUAAGAGGGCAACCAGAAACCCAUCAGGCCUCUUCAAGCCCAGGCACAGAACUGGCACACUUUCAUUUCUGCCCAUUCCACAGGCCAAAGCAGUUCACAUGGCCAAACCCUGUGCCAGGGGAUAGGAAGUAAAUGAGACCAGGCAAGGUUGUGGGUGCAGGGAGGGGUGGGGAAUUAGGGCCAGUAAUUCUACCUGUCCCAGGAUGUGACUGAGUCCUGCUUUGGAGGUCACACACCCCAGCUCCACACCUCUAGGUGUCACCUAUAAAUGGAGCAUCGAAAUGGAGCAUCGUGAACGUUAACGUCCAUCCAUGUGAAGGCUCACCACAGUUCUCUUGUUAGGUCUGGAACCCUGAAAAGGCAAGAAUCCCAUCUUCCUCCCCCAAGUGCCUAUUUCCAGGCCCUGCCCUCAGUAAUGACCCACAUUUCUGAGUGAAUUUUAAGCCGUUUCUUCAUUCUCCCUAUAUGAAUCCUUAUGAAAUCCAGACUGACCUUCUAAAGGUCAGCGCAUAGUGCUAUGUAUUUGCCCCAUAAGCUGCAAAGGGACUGUAACAUUUGGAACUGGGAUUUGUAUUGCAGAUCCAAUACCAAAUCUUGUACCCACUGCCACCCCUAGGGACGUCCAAAGGAAAGGUCUUACAGAAGGUAAACAUCAAAACAGGUUAGUGGAGUUUUUCCAGAGACCAUUUGAAGCUGGAAAUAUUCUCAUCACCUGAAAUAUCCUGAGGAAGGCUGACUAAAGCACCGCCCUAGUCAGGGCCCCCAUCAUAGCUCCCGUGGCUCCUCAGAGUCUCUUGGCCCCUCUCAUCAAGCACAAUGGGUCCCAGAAGCUCCCCCUUAAUUGCUGCCUCUCCCAGCCAAACGUUGCACGCUAAAGGAGAACCGCCUGCAGGGAGCCCUGUGAACCCGAAAGAGCGCUGCUCCCAUCACCACCGCAUUCCAGGUGUGGGCAUGUGGGCGGGAGAUGGAUCUCAGGGCAGCAACUCAGGAUCAGUCACUACCUUUAUCUGGUCAUGGUGGCUGUUUUCCGCGGAGACAAUGGGGAGGCUCCCUUAUUUACCUUUGAAUUAUAUCAUGUUUGUAUUAGGGAUUUAAAAUAAAAUUUAAAAAACAAAUUGGGUAUUAGGAGUCCCUAGAUAAGGUCACUUUACUACGACAGUGACUUCCCUGGAGACGGCUUUGCAAUCUGCCUGAAACAAAAUAAGUUAACAGAUAUUAUGAUUUCACAUUUAAUUUUUUUCACAGUUUAAAUUAUAGCUCCUGCCACCAUCUCUCUGCUCUUAUGAGCUCAUGGGCAACAGGGUGAAAUAAUAAGUAGCAAGGUGACAUUAAAGGGACAACUCAACCAACUGCAGUCCUGGUUGGCAGCAUUUUUGUUUUUCCUGGGAAAUGUAAGAUGAUUGUGAUUUUAUUCUGCAUGAAUAAACAUGACCAUUAGUA
Messenger RNA from Manis javanica (Malayan pangolin), 13004 nucleotides. The record is from RefSeq and is a predicted model, not a curated record. NCBI's taxonomy places the organism in Eukaryota, Metazoa, Chordata, Mammalia, Pholidota, Manidae.